Molecule: messenger RNA, 1926 nt
Organism: Arabidopsis lyrata subsp. lyrata
Lineage: Eukaryota; Viridiplantae; Streptophyta; Magnoliopsida; Brassicales; Brassicaceae
Product: cytochrome P450 705A5
Exons: 2
Coding region: 229-1767 (512 amino acids)
Cellular component (GO): membrane
Molecular function (GO): iron ion binding; heme binding; oxidoreductase activity, acting on paired donors, with incorporation or reduction of molecular oxygen, NAD(P)H as one donor, and incorporation of one atom of oxygen
Source: RefSeq, a predicted model, not a curated record
UGGUCUCUUUCUGAAGAGUCAACCAUAAAUCCAGUAGUGGAUGAUAUUAAAAGUUUGAAUUAAAUGUUUAUUGAUAGAAGGUGAACUAUCUUGGUCCCACACUAGUAACCAAGAUGAAAAGUAACAUCAUUGUUAUGUAAUAUAUAGUUAUAUACAGAGGAUGGUCGAUUCUUGAUUAGCGAAUCCUCUGUCUAUCUCCUUCUUUCACUUUGAGCAGUUAUAGUAGCAAUGAUCAUCGUUGACUUUCAAAACUGCUUCAUUUUUAUCCUCUUAAGCCUCUUUUCGCUACUCUGUUACUCUCUCUUCUUUAGGAAACCAAAAGAACCUCGACUUCACUUUGAUUUACCUCCGAGCCCUCCGUCUCUUCCGAUCAUCGGUCAUCUUCACCUUCUUAUCUCUGUUCUACUCCACAGAUCUUUACUGAAACUCUCCAUCAAGUACGGAUCUAUUCUCUAUCUUCGCGUCUUCAGUUUCCCUGUAGCCCUCAUCUCCUCAGCAUCAAUUGCUUAUGAGAUCUUCAGGGAACACGACGUUAACAUCUCGUCUCGUGGUUUCCCUUCGACCGAUGAUUCCCUUUUUGCCGGAUCUUUCAGCUUCACAUCUGCUCCCUAUGGAGAUUACUGGAAGUUCAUGAAGAAGCUCCUGGUUACAAACUUGCUUGGAGCCCAGGCACUCGAGCGGUCACGAAGAGUCCGUGCAGAUGAGCUAGAUCGGUUUUACAAGAACCUGUUGGAUAAAGCGAUGAAUAAAGAGAGCGUGGAGAUAUGUGCGGAAGCGUUGAAACUCAGUAACAACAUCAUCUGCAAGUUGAUCAUAGGGAGGAGUUGUUCAGAGGAGAAUGGUGAGGCGGAGAAAGUCAGGGCUUUGGCUACCGAGUUAGAUGGCUUGACGAAGAAGAUCUUAUUGGCAAACAUGUUGCGUCCAGGGUUUAAAAAGCUUGUUGUCUCACUGUUUAGAAAGGAAAUGAUGGAUGUUUCCAGCAGAUUUGAUGAGCUGCUCGAAAGGAUCCUUGUGGAACAUGAAGAUAAACUGGACAUGCAUCAUCAAGGUACAGACUUAAUGGACGCGCUGUUGGCAGCUUAUCGGGGCAAAAUUGCAGAGUAUAAGAUCUCUAGGAACCAUAUCAAGUCAUUUUUCGCGGAUCUCUUAUUUGCAGGCACCGACACCUUGGUGCAAACAACACAGUGGGCAAUGGCGGAGAUCAUGAACAACCCUAAUGUUCUUGAGAGAUUGAGAGGAGAAAUUGAUUCCGUGGUAGGAAAGAAAAGGUUAAUUCAAGAAACUGAUUUACCAAACCUUCCUUAUUUGCAAGCGGUGGUUAAGGAAGGACUAAGACUGCACCCUCCUGGUCCUCUCUUUGGAAGGUUCUCCCAAGAAGAGUGUAGGAUGGGAGGGUUUUAUGUACCGGGAAAAACAAUAGUUAUGGUUAAUGCUUAUGCUGUGAUGAGAGAUUCUGAUUCUUGGGAAUUUCCUGAUGAUUUUAAGCCAGAGAGGUUUCUAGAUUUGUCAAGAUCAGAGCAGGAAGAGGAUAGAAGAGAGCAAGCAAUUAAGUACAUUGCUUUCGGAAGUGGAAGAAGAAGCUGUCCGGGAGAAAAUCUAGCAUAUAUCUUUAUAGGAACUGCAAUUGGAGUGAUGGUACAGGGAUUUGAGUGGAGAAUCAAAGAAGAGAAAAUUAACAUGGAAGAGGCAGUUGUAGGACUGAGCUUGACCAUGGCUCAUCCUCUUAAGAUCAUUCCUAUUGCUCGAACACUAAUCCCUUUAACUUAGAAUCCGCUGAAUCGGAGUUCAUGAAUCUUUGCUAAGUAAUUAGGUAGCCAUGCUUUUAUAUUACUGUGUCUGAGUUUUCUGUUUUAGUUUGGCUUAUGUUUGAAACCGUAAACAAUUGUGUAAGUUUCUCUCUUAUCAAUAAUUCCUCUUUCUUUUUCA